Pollicipes pollicipes is the source of this 1428-nucleotide messenger RNA. Its product is annotated as inositol polyphosphate-5-phosphatase A. Gene Ontology annotation, biological process: phosphatidylinositol dephosphorylation. Lineage: Eukaryota; Metazoa; Arthropoda; Thecostraca; Pollicipedomorpha; Pollicipedidae. The coding region runs from base 49 to 1428 and encodes 459 amino acids. The record is from RefSeq and is a predicted model, not a curated record. The transcript has 13 exons. Gene Ontology annotation, molecular function: inositol-polyphosphate 5-phosphatase activity.
AGGGGCGCGCGCCAGGUGCUUGGACCGACGCGCGGCCAGCGCGACGCGAUGGGACUGCGCGACAGGCCGCCGGCCGUCGUCGAACACCAGCCACCGGGUCACAGCCCCGCAGGUGCAAUGGCAGCAGAGGUACUUCUAAUCACAGCAAAUGUUGGAUCCAUCUUUGAAGAUCCUGAAAAUAUGCUUAAGAUAUGGAUGGAAGAAUUUUUAAAGCUGAUCCGGGAUCAAAAGCCAGAAUUUGUUGCCCUGCACUGCCAGGAAGUUGGUGGAAAGAAUUAUGAAACAAGCAUGCAACAUGUCAGCAAAUUUGUCAGGGACGUGCUGGCCAGCCCGGAGAUCGACGGCCAGUUCGACCGGGCCGUCAUCCUGCUGGACGAGGACUUUAACCGGGCGGCCAGCUUCACGGCGCUGGGCAACCUGUACCUGGUCAGCCGCCGACUGCAGGCCGUCCGGCUCUGGGACUGGCGCGAGGAGGCCUAUCGGCCGGUGGAGGACCACGAGGUGUACAGCGGCCACCUCGCCGGCGUUGCCGUGGCCGACAAGGACAAGUUCCCACUGGAGUACUUCCCCAACUGCAAGUGGUCCCGCAAGGGCUACCUGCGCACGCGCUGGGAGAUCCGCGGCACGGAGCUGGACCUCGUCAACAUCCAUCUCUUCCACGACGCCUGUAACAUGAUCGCCAUCGAAGCGUCCCCGUCGCCGUACUGCGAGAACCGGCGGCGUGCCCUGCAGCACACCCUGGACCGUUUCCAUGGCGACAAGCACAGCAACGUGCCCUUUUUCAUCUUCGGCGACUUCAACUUCCGAGUCAAUACACACGGUGUCGUGAAGCACCUGACGAAGGACCUGAAGCCUCUAGCCAAGGCGGACCUGGAGAUGGUGGAGUUCCACGACGAUACGGAGACGGUCGUGCUGCGGGUGGGCAAGAAGGAGUUCUUCCACUCGACACACCAGGACACCUUCCUGCAGGACAUAUCAUGGCUGCGUAGCUUCGACCGCGAGCUGGACGAGUUUCAAGACCGACUGCACGAGUUUCCCAUCGAGUUCCCGCCGUCGUACCCGUUCGAGGAGAACGUGCAGCGCUCGCAGUACCUGAUGAAGACGCGCUGCCCCUCCUGGUGCGACCGCAUUGUUAUGAGCAAGUCGGCGCUGGAGAUCAUUCACCAGGAGGAGCCCUGUGACGUGACGUACGGCAUGGUCGGCAGGGACCGGUGUAUGGGAGACCACAAGCCGAUCCUGCUGCAGCUGCGGCUGCGCGUCACCGGCCGCCGGCGCUACUGCUCGCUGGGGGGCGAAACGCCGCCGCCGCCGCCGCCGCUGCGCAGCAAACAGAGCCGCCUGCGCCUCGAGCUGUACGAGCGGCUGCAGUCGCACCACAGCUCCUCCGACGAGGACUGGUUCGAGGAGGUGGACGAGCCGGACAGGUGA